AUGGCCGCUGGAGACAACAGUGGCAGGCCUCCCUGUCUGAACUUCUCGGGCCCGGGUCCUUUGGGAAACAGCCAGCCGAGUAACAGUGUUUUCUCUAUGCCUGCCUCCAAUGGCGGAGCUGUGGGGGCGGGCGGGGGCCCUCAGGGUGCAGCCCGACGGCCGAACCCGCAGCUGGGGCCUGGAUCCGCGGACAACAGCGGUGUGUCGAGCGGAGCUCCGCCUGCGCACAACUCCGUGCAGCAACAGUGCUCUGCGGGAUCUGGAGCCAUGGCCCCCGCCUCCAAUAUGAGCUCCAGUGGUGCUUCUAAUGCCCCUCCGACCACUGCGCCCGCGCCUCCGAUGGCAGCCGCGUCCGUGCUGGUUUACCGGGAGCCUGUUUACAACUGGCAGGCGACAAAAAGCACAGUCAAAGAGAGGUUUGCGUUCCUCUUCAACAACGAAGUGCUGAGCGACGUGCACUUCUUAGUUGGCAAAGGCAUGGGCGUCCAGAGAAUACCUGCGCACAGGUUCGUGCUCGCAGUGGGAAGUGCUGUGUUUGACGCGAUGUUUAACGGAGGCAUGGCCACCACCUCCACGGAGAUCGAGCUCCCUGACGUUGAACCAGCUGCGUUCCUGGCGCUCCUCAAGUUCUUGUACUCUGAUGAGGUGCAGAUUGGACCAGAAACGGUAAUGACCACACUAUACACAGCUAAAAAGUAUGCAGUACCAGCCCUGGAGGCUCACUGUGUAGAGUUCCUCAAGAAGAACUUGAGAGCAGACAAUGCAUUCAUGCUGCUGACACAGGCUCGAUUGUUUGAUGAACCUCAACUUGCAAGUCUCUGUCUUGAAAACAUAGAUAAAAACACAGGAGAUGCUCUUGCUGCAGAAGGAUUCACGGACAUUGACCUAGAUACGCUGGUGGCGGUGCUGGAGAGGGACACUCUUGGCGUGCGGGAAGUGCGCUUGUUCAGUGCAGCAGUGCGCUGGGCCGAGGCUGAGGCUCACAGACAGCAGCUUCAGCCCACCCCAGAAAACAAACGCAAAGUCCUGGGCAAGGCUCUGUCACUGAUCCGAUUUCCUCUUAUGACCAUUGAAGAGUUCGCUGCAGGUCCUGCCCAGUCCAGUAUUCUGACCGACAGAGAAGUUGUUAGCCUCUUUCUACACUUCACCGUAAAUCCAAAGCCACGAGUAGACUUCAUCGACCGCCCUCGGUGCUGCCUCCGCGGGAAGGAAUGCAGCAUUACACGUUUUGCUCAGGUGGAAAGCCGUUGGGGAUAUAGUGGGACCAGUGACCGCAUCAGGUUUUCUGUAAAUCGAAGAAUAUUUGUGGUUGGAUUUGGCCUUUACGGGUCAAUACAUGGACCAACAGACUACCAAGUCAACAUCCAGAUCAUACACACCGACAGUAACACGGUGCUGGGACAGAAUGACACAGGCUUCAGCUGCGACGGUUCCGCCAACACCUUCAGGGUCAUGUUUAAAGAACCAGUCGAGAUCCUGCCCAAUGUCAACUACACCGCCUGUGCUACACUGAAGGGUCCAGACUCUCACUAUGGCACUAAGGGAAUGCGCAAAGUUACCCAUGAGUCAUCGACUACCGGCACAAAGACCUGUUUCACCUUCUGCUACGCUGCUGGGAACAACAAUGGCACUUCGGUGGAGGACGGACAGAUUCCAGAGGUCAUCUUUUACACAUAG
Molecule: messenger RNA, 1677 nt
Organism: Knipowitschia caucasica
Lineage: Eukaryota; Metazoa; Chordata; Actinopteri; Gobiiformes; Gobiidae
Source: the annotation of a GenBank genome assembly